Diatraea saccharalis (sugarcane borer) is the source of this 1533-nucleotide messenger RNA. The record is from the annotation of a GenBank genome assembly. Lineage: Eukaryota; Metazoa; Arthropoda; Insecta; Lepidoptera; Crambidae.
AUGGAAUUCACCAGUGGCACAAAAAAGAUUUUUUUAUUUAUAAUGGAAGACUGGAAAUUGUUAUUAUUUCUGACAUUUAUUUUUUCCGUCUAUUUCUAUUACACAAGCACAUUUGAUUUUUUCGAGAAAAAAGGGAUAAAAUACAUGAAACCUACAAUAUUUCUUGGAAACUUAGGGCAACGUUUGAUUGCCAAAAAAUCAUUUCACUUAUUUCAGUUGGAUAUUUAUAAUUAUUUCAGAGGCAAUCCAUAUGGAGGAAUAUUUGAAGGCCGGAGGCCAGUCCUUUAUUUAUUUGACCCUGAACUCAUUAAAGCUGUCACAAUCAGAGACUUUGAACAUUUCGUAGAUAGAAAUACUCUUAAUUCCAAUGAACCAAGGUAUUUGAAACAAUCAUUGUUGAAUUUAAAGGGUCCAGAAUGGAAGAAUAUUAGGAGCAUAUUGACGCCAGCAUUUAGUUCUGCUCGUUUGAAAUGCAUGUUGUCCUUAAUUGAGAUGUGUAGUGAACAAAUGAUUAUUUACUUGAAGCAAUAUGAUAAAACUGAAGUAGAGAUGAAAGAUACCAUGGGUCAUUUCACAUUAGAAGUUAUAGGUGCGUGUGCUUUUGGAAUAAAAUGUGAUGCAUUAACUGAUGAAAAUGCACAUUUUUUGAAGGUAGCUGAAAAGUUUAAUUUCAUGCCAAAACUUAAAAGAAUUAUCAUUUUUUCUUUUCUGAUAUUCAUGCCAAAAAUGAUCAGAUAUUUUAACAUAUCUUUCUUAUAUACUCCAAGUAUUGAAGAGCUAGUAAGAAUCUUGAAAGCAGCCAAAGAGGAAAGGAGAUUAUCAGGAAACAAAAAAAACGAUUUCCUUCAACUUCUUAUUGAUGCAACAGAAAGUGAAAAAUCAGAUACAACAUCAAAAACCCAUUUAGAUGAUGAUACUAUUGAUGCCCAGUCAUUGCUUUUCUUGAUUGCCGGUUAUGAGACUUCUAGUACUCUGCUGUCUUUUGCUGUACACGUUCUAGCAACAAAGCCGCAUAUUCAAAAUCAACUUCGCCAACAUGUUGAAGAAGUAACGAGUGGAAAAAAAAUUGAUUAUGAAGUGCUGUCACAAUUAUCAUAUCUUGAAGCAUUUCUGCUAGAAACGCUAAGGAAAUACCCACCAGUAUCUCGUGUGGACAGAACAUGUACUAAGAACUACACAUUACCUGGUACAUCAGUGCAAAUCAAGGUUGGCGAAGUGGUUGCGAUUCCAAUAUAUGGUAUUCACAUGGAUCCGGAUAUUUACCCUGACCCUGAAGAGUUUCGACCAGAAAGAUUCAUGGGCGAUGAGAAAAAAGAGAGAUCUUCGCAUCUGUUCUUAGCCUUUGGUGCAGGUCCAAGAAAUUGUAUUGGACUUCGAUUCGCAAUGUUUUCUGCAAAGUUAGCCAUGAUUGCUCUAUUGAAGAAUUUCAAAUUUUCAGCAAGUUCUAAAACUGUUGAUCCUAUAAAAACAGACAAGACAGCUGUUUUGUUAAAGGCCGAAGGUGGUUUAUGGGUACACCUUGAAGCUCUUUAG